Sphenostylis stenocarpa is the source of this 819-nucleotide messenger RNA. The record is from the annotation of a GenBank genome assembly. NCBI's taxonomy places the organism in Eukaryota, Viridiplantae, Streptophyta, Magnoliopsida, Fabales, Fabaceae.
AUGAGACCUCAGAGAACGUCGAUCCACGCCGUCUCGUCAUGGGUGAGGCGACAACCCCCAAAGGUGAAGGCUUUUCUCGCCGUCGUUUCCGGCAUGGCGGCUCUUGCCCUCCUCCGUUUCAUCGUCCACGACCACGACAACCUCUUCGUUGCUGCCGAAGCUGUCCACUCCCUCGGAAUUUCAGUCCUCAUCUAUAAGCUCAUGAAGGAGAAGACUUGCGCUGGGUUAUCACUCAAAUCCCAGGAAUUAACAGCUAUCUUUUUGGCUGUUAGGCUUUACUGCAGUUUUGUCAUGGAAUAUGAUAUCCACACCAUACUUGAUUUCGCUACUUUCAUAACAACACUGUGGGUUAUAUAUAUGAUUCGUUUUAAGCUGAAGGCUAGUUACAUGGAGGAGAAGGAUAACUUUGCAAUAUACUACGUGGUGAUACCCUGUGCUGUCUUAGCGUUGCUUAUUCAUCCAUCAACUUCUCAUCAUUUAUUGAACAGGAUUUCGUGGGCAUUCUGUGUAUAUCUGGAAGCUGUCUCAGUCCUGCCCCAACUGCGGGUCAUGCAGAACACCAAGAUUGUUGAGCCAUUCACAGCUCAUUACGUAUUUGCACUGGGUGUAGCAAGAUUCUUGAGCUGUGCACAUUGGGUUCUUCAGGUGUUAGAUAGCCGAGGGCAUUUGUUGGUAGCCUUGGGGUAUGGUUUAUGGCCAUCAAUGGUUCUUAUCUCAGAAAUUGUCCAGACUUUCAUCUUAGCAGAUUUCUGUUACUAUUACGUCAAAAGUGUUUUCGGGGGACAGCUUGUUCUACGUCUUCCCUCUGGAGUGGUGUGA